AGUGGACUCAUCUUCAUGAUGAUUCAUGGAGGACCCACAUCUCUCCCUGCCCAGCACGAACGAGCGUCUCGGGAUCCAGCCUCGGGCCAGCCGUGUCCCCAGUGUCAGGGCCCAGAUUAUGUAAAGGAUCAUCUCCCUGAAGUUGCUCAGCAGACUUCCUAUAUAGGAGAAAAGCGUCCUGCAUUAGAAAAAACUGGAGAUCUCAGAUAUUUACGGAGGCCUGCCUCAAAGAGAAGCUUGCCGGCCAAAUAUAAACCUGAGUAUGUUGGUGAAAUUGGUUGGGGAAUACCAGCGUAUGAUUUUAUCAACAAAACAAGGCUUCAGACUGGCUUUCACAUUAAGUAUGAAGAGUUCAGUCAAGCUGCUGUUGAGAAACUAAGCCACAGAUACCAGAACCCAUGGCAACCAAAUCCUUCUAUUAUGGAUGCAGAAGGAAGCUUCAGUCGUGGUUUUAUUGCCUGGCAUAUGGGUGAUUAUGAGGACACCAAUCAAAGAAACUCCAAACGGGCCAUCCUCCUUUGGCAGAGCCAGGCAGCAUUGCCAAGAGUUUCCAGACCACCUAAGCUGCCAAAGCUACCAAAAGAGCAGGAGGUACAAUCAUUUGCUUUUCGGAAUCAUCAUAGAAAAAGUCAACCUGUUUUAACGUGUGAAUUAGAGAAUGCUAUUUAA
Molecule: messenger RNA, 669 nt
Organism: Balaenoptera ricei (Rice's whale)
Lineage: Eukaryota; Metazoa; Chordata; Mammalia; Artiodactyla; Balaenopteridae
Gene: SPMIP2
Product: sperm microtubule inner protein 2
Exons: 5
Coding region: 16-669 (217 amino acids)
Source: RefSeq, a predicted model, not a curated record